AUGGCGUGUGAGAGUGAAGGAGCGAGUGAGAGCAGAGGAAGGAGUGGUAGGGUUUCUAUUGCUACUGAAGUAGGGGAUGAGGAAGAUGGGAGUGACCUAGAUGGAUUUGUGUCUACUAUUGAGAUUUAUGUGGGGAUUUUCUAUGCCUUGUCUUUGUCCCUGCGUUUUGCAGAGGAUGAGUCUUCCAAACUUUACAUAGUGUACAUGGGUGAUGUUAGGUCCCCAGAUAUACAAGAUUAUUCCCAAACAGCAGCAACUGAGUCCCACCUUUCAUUGCUUCACUCUGUACUUGGAAGCCAUAAGGCAGCAGAGGAAUCUUUGGUUCAUAGUUAUUGGAAGAGCUUUAAUGGAUUCGCAGCUUGGCUUUCUUCAUCUCAUGUCCAAUACCUCUCAAAUACAGACGGUGUAGUUUCGAUGUUUGAAAGCAAAAAUGCUCAACUCUUGACAAGUAGGUCAUGGGAUUUUGUGGGACUCCCUCUGAUUCAGCAAACCAAUGAUUUGGAGUAUCAAAGUGACGUAAUUGUUGGCGUUCUAGAUACAGGGGUGUGGCCAGAAUCAGAAAGUUUCGAUGAUGCUGGAUUGGGUCCCAUUCCCUCAAAAUGGAGGGGAGCGUGCCAAACAACACCCGACUUCAAAGCUUGCAAUAAGAAAAUAAUAGGUUCAAAGUAUUAUUAUAAAGGCUUGGAAUCUCAACCAGAUGCUGGUGAGUUCAUCUCUCCAAGAGAUUCAAAUGGCCAUGGAACACACACCUCCUCCAUAGCUGCUGGAAGCAUUGUCAGAAAUGCCAGCCUUUUUGGAUUAGCCCAAGGAGACGUGCGUGGAGGAGUACCUGGUGCAAGAAUUGCUAUAUACAAGGUUUGUUGGUCAGAUUCUUGCAGCGAUGUAGAUCUCCUUGCCGCAUUUGAUGAUGCAAUCUAUGAUGGUGUAGAUGUCAUUUCUGUUUCAAUUGGACAUGGUGGACCCUUCUUACCACUUGACUACUUUGAAGAUAGCAUUGCAAUAGGAGCAUUCCAUGCAAUGAAGAGAGGAAUCUUGACAUCAAAUGGUGCUUGUAACGAUGCCAUAGAGGGAUCUGUUUGCAAUUUUUCCCCCUGGUCUCUGACAGUGGCUGCAAGCACCAUUGAUCGCCAGUUCAAGUCACAACUUACUUUGGGAAAUCAAAUGUCUUUCGAGGGGCAUGCUAUAAACACAUUCACAAUGGAGCAGCCUUGGUAUCCUUUAGUAUAUGGCGGAGAUGCUGCUAAUGUUUCUGUCGGAUUUUCUUCAGAUGACUCACGUGGUUGCGGGUUAUAUUCCCUGGAUCGUGGCAUAGUCGAAGGAAAAAUAGUACUUUGCUACUUAGAUCCACUCCAUUGGACGGAUGGAGGAGUGUAUGUCUCUGGAGGGGCAGGUACCAUAAUAUUGUAUGAUGAUAGUAAUGAUACAGCUGUAUCAUUCAUGAUCCCUGCCACAGUUAUUUCAACCGAACAUGAAAAGAUUUUUAGGAUGAUCCUGGCUGCAGAUGGGCCCUCCAAGAUUAAAGUGUCUGAAACAAAAAGCGUGGCUGGGAAUGAUUUACCUGCACCUAUAAUAGCUUCAUUCUCAUCUAAAGGUCCCAGCAAAAUCACACCAGAUCUUCUAAAGCCUGACAUCACUGCACCAGGUGUAGAUAUUCUAGCGGCCUGGUCAAAAGCUGCACCAAUGAGCACGGAUUUUUUGGACAAAAGAAAAGUGGAUUUUAACAUAGUUUCUGGAACAUCCAUGGCAUGCCCUCAUGCCACAGGAGCAGCUGCCUAUGUCAAGUCAUUUCAUCCUGACUGGUCUCCUGCUGCUAUCAAAUCUGCUCUCAUGACCACAGCAUCAACAUUGGAUGCAACAUUGGACGGCAAUGAAGCUGCAGAAUUAGGAUAUGGCGCAGGGCAGAUUAAUCCACUCAAGGCCAUCAAUCCAGGGCUUGUGUAUGACGCCGACGCAAAUUCUUAUAUCAACAUGCUAUGUAGCCAAGGAUACAGUGAAACAUCUUUACGUUUGCUGACAGGAGAAUUUAUCAGUUGUUCUUCAAGUUUAUCUAAAAAUGGAGUAUGGGAACUUAACUAUCCUUCCUUAAUGGUCAUUAGCGAUGCAAGCGAGCCCAUUUUUGCUCAAUUUCCAAGGACAGUUACAAAUGUAGGACCUGCAAAAUCUACGUACCAAGUCAAAAUAGAGGUACCGUUUGGAAUGAACGUGACAGUGGAACCCAAAACACUCACUUUCACGUCCUCCAACCAGAUGAAGUCAUACAAUGUGAAAAUUGAAAGUCGAAUUGUACCAGAUGAUUACGCUUUACUAUCGGGCGCAUUGACUUGGAGCCAUGGCAAUUACAGUGUACGCAGCCCCAUUCUUGUAUAUUAUAAUGUGAAAAAGUGA
Molecule: messenger RNA, 2385 nt
Organism: Cryptomeria japonica (Japanese cedar)
Lineage: Eukaryota; Viridiplantae; Streptophyta; Pinopsida; Cupressales; Cupressaceae
Product: cucumisin-like
Exons: 12
Coding region: 1-2385 (794 amino acids)
Biological process (GO): proteolysis
Molecular function (GO): serine-type endopeptidase activity
Source: RefSeq, a predicted model, not a curated record